CGUGUGAUCAAAUAAAAUAAUUAUGGUAAAGUUCAGUAUAAACUACAAAGUCCUCUAUGUAACCAGGACAUCUUGUUUUAUUCACUUUUUUUAUUUGAAGAGCAUUCACUCACCAAAUGUCUACAAUAACCACGGCUGGAUGAGACUGAAACCAGGAGACAGAAACUCAUUCUGUGUCUUCCAUAUAUAAGUGGCAGUGACUCGACUACUUGGCUAUCACCAGCUACCUGACACAGUGAGAAUCAGCAGGAAACUGCAGUCAGUAGCAGAACUGGGAUUGGAAGCCAAGCCAUCUGAUAUGGGAUGCAGAAUCUCAAGAAGCAUCUUAACCACUGUGCUGUAUGCCCACCCCAGGACAGCUUUCUUAUUCUCUAAAGUUUGUUCCAAGUCAACUUUUUGUUGACCAUAGCCCAUGUGUAUAAAACAGAUCCGGGCAAAAUGAAGUAAAAAGAACAAGGAAACAUAACUCAUGCCUUUUCAAAACAGGAGUAAACUAGUGAUCAAGAUAUGUCUCAUCUAUAGCAGGUAAUCAUUUUAGAAAAUGGCCAUAGGUCCCUGUGGAGAAGACUUGGAAGAUUUUCAAUGUAAACUAGUGGCAGCAUGCAGUGAGUGAAUGCUUCUCAAAAGUACCUGACCUUCCCUUCAGUUGAAGAGCUGGAUGCUGGCCAAGUCUGCUGUGUUUUCGUGAUCUCUCUUAACAAUCCAGAUGAGUGAAUCAACAUCCCAAGAGGAACCCAAGCCUGCUCAGAAAAAUGAAAAAGAAGACAAUGAAAGGCAACAGAACUCAGCUGAAAUGAAAAAUCCUGCUGAGAGUUCACAGAGUGUACCAGAUGUUUCUGUAACAGAGACCAGCAACAAUGUGGGGAAAGAAGCAGCAGAUGAAAUCAAACCCCAAGAAUUAACCAUGGAGGAGCAGCCAACAGCUUCAACUCAUUCUGACCCUAGAACCUCAGGGAAUAUUGUGAUUAGAAAACCUGCAAAAGUGAUUUUGGAUUUAGAUGAAAGUGAACUGAAAUCAAAGCUGGAACAACCAUGGAAGAAAAAUCUUUUUGCAAGAGUGGAAGCAAGGGCCCAGGCGAUGCAACAAAAAAUAAUAGAUAAGGAUAAUAUGAAGAAGGAACUAGAAAAAAAGACUGAGAAGAUACUUCCUAAGGAUGAUUUGGCCAAAGAGUGGUUUAAUACCGAAAGCCAGACACUGAAUACUCGUGUAUAUUUGCUCGAUAAGCUUCUACCCACCUUGGUUCCUGCAGCGGAACAAAUGUUAAUGCAGAUGGAAAAGAAACAGUUUUCAACAGAAACUGACAUUGUAACCAAGUUUGAUCCAAUUAAUCAUUUGGGAGAAUAUUUAAUGAGAAACAAUCCUUUUUAUAUCAAAGACCCAGGCAUGUCUGGUUACCAGAGGGUGAUGAGAGAUGUCACAGAAGACCUGAAGAUUCAUGUUCCUGACACUAUCUGCAACAGAGUGUCCAAGAUGAAGGAGAAAGUUAAGCAGAAACGAGAAAAAAGAGAACGCAUAAGUCUAGUCAAAGCCAAGGUGGCCAACAUGCGUAAAGAAGCCCUGCAAGAGCAGUUCAAUGAAUGGAUUCUAGACCCCAAAGGAAUGAUUCCUUUGGUAGUGGUUCAGAAUGUUCUUCACGAAUUUUUUCAGAAGCCAGAAGUUGAACUUGAAUCAUGUUGUCAACAAUUGGAUAUUAUUAGCUCAAUGGAACCUGGAUUGAACAAAAUGGAAUUUACAGAAUACAUCUCCUCACACAUUGCAGACUUUAAAAGUGAAAUGUUUGAAGAACUCCUUAAACACCUUUGCCACUGUGCAGAUGAAUUCAGAGAGGUCAUAAAAGCCGACAUGCGGAGACAGAUAUUUGCAGAACUCUUCCUUUACUGCGAUCGAGGGAAGGUAGGAAUUUUGGAUCGGCAGAGAACACUGACCUUGCUGGAAAUGUUCUAUGACCAAAGUCCACGGAUGCUUAGGAGUUUACUCCGAAACCCAAGACAAUGGCCAUUCAUUGAAUUUGAAGAGAUAGUCCUGCCUGAGUUCUGGGGAGACAUGGAUAAUCAGAAGCACAUUUAUGAAGAUUUCGACAAAGUGCUCUUAGAGAUGAAUGCAUCACUUUCUGAAAGAAAUGACAGCAAAAGCCAAAGUAAAUUGUUAGAAAAUUCAGAAGAGAAGCAUACGCCCAAUGAACAGGUAGAAUCAGCCCCGUCGUCCAACCCACCAGAACAGCAGAAAGGAACAACUGCUGAAGAAGGAUCACAUAGAAUCUCAACUGAAGAACAAAGCAGAGAUCCAACUACAGAACCAGAACUGUACGGGGAAUCAGCAACAGAAGAAGGAAUCUAUUCAGCGUCAACUCCAGAAAAAGGAUCAAGCAUAGAGUUAAUAGAACAAGACCCACACAGAGAGUCUAAUAUAGAACAAGAACUACACAAAGGGUCAAUAGCAGGACAAACACCAGACAGACCCUUGGCUGCAGAGCAAGGAUCACACAGAGCAUCAAUUGCAACAGCAGGGUCCCGGAGAAAGUCAACUGCAGAAUCAGAGUCCCAAAUAGAAUCAAUAUCAGGGCAAGUUCAACAUGAAGGGUCGACAGAGGAACAAGGAUCACAAAGAGAAGCGCUUUCGGAACCUGAACUACACGCAGAAUCAGUAAUACAAGGAUCACACAAAGAAUCAGAGGAAGGACCCUUCAGAGAAGCAACUCCAGAAGAACAACAGGACAUAAACCCAACUUCACAACCAAGAAAAGGAACUAACAUAAAAGAAAGUACAAAAUCUAAGGCAACCAUUCCAUCUGUGCGCAUUGAAAUCCCUUUACAGGAAAAGCGUUCUUUGGAGCAAUCAUAUGAAAACUACAUACCUGUGAGGUCUGAAAUGCAAGAACAAGUUCCAACAUCAAGUAGAAAAGAUCCUAUUUCAGGAACUGCAAGAAAGGAAAGUCAGAAAGACAAAUCCUGUGAACCUAAAUCCCCAAAAAUAGAAGGAAAGCUCUGGUCAGGUGAAUUUUUGACGUGUAACUGGGGAAUGAAGUAUGUCAAAUUUGAAGAUGAGGAACAGGCAAAUAUAAUCUAUGGCAACUCGAGGUUCACAGACCUACACUCAAUUGUAAGAAAUAUUCAGUCUCACAAGGAAGUAAAAGGUAGGAGUGCCUUCAAUGCAGUUUCCUUCAACCUGCUCCAGUUUGUGCAACUCCUGGAGACAUUUGUCGGUGAGGAUACCUCCUUGAAUGUCAGCGAGACCCUUGCCUCAUUUUUUAAGAGGGGCUACGUUGAGAGGAAAGAAGAGAAAAUGAGUGCUUUAGAACAGGUAAGACAAAAUGCUUUCCGAGUCCGACGGGGGCUUCUCCUAGAAGCCCUCUUUCAGAAGUGGGACAGUGAUGGCUCAGGCUUCCUGAAUGUGAAGGAAGUUGAUGAACUCUUGUAUACAUACAAGCAGGGAAUGGAAAAAGAAUCUAUGAAGAAAGCUAAACUACACAUCCAAUUUGCAAAGCCACAUCCUGGUCAUGAAGUAAGGUUGUCAUCAAAACAAUUUCAGAAAUACAUAGAAUUGGUUGUGUCUGAACUCAGGGGCAACGAAGACCAAGUUCUGGAAAGCAUUGUGGAAUUUCUAAUGAACGCUUUAGAGAGGAGUCACAUUGAGUGUCUGAGGAAUUGUGCCAGACGGAAGUGGCUGCAUCAAAUCCAGCGUGCUGCAGAGAUGAGUGGCGUGUCCCUGGAGCCGGUGUACACUGAGACCUUUAAGGCCUUGACCCAGGAUGCUGAAACCCAUGGAAAUAAGAAGAUAAGUGCUCACAUUUCCCUCUUAGAAGAAAACGUCCUUCUGCCACACAGAGGGAGUGUUGUGUUAAGGAAUGUGGCUUGUACCGUAGAUGAUGCUCCAUUUGUUCUGAAUAAAGUACUCUACCGGGACAUGAAAGGAAUAAGCUUUACAGUCGUGGAUGAAGGGAAGCCAAUCCAUGUCCCCCAAGUUCAGCACCACGGGAACAUCUUCUUCUGGAACCAGUCUCGCAAUAAGGAGGAUUAUAACGGCUCCUUCCUGGCACUGCCUCUUCAGGAUGCACACAUGAGGAUCUUUGGGGUCUUGGCUGUUGACACGCUUAGAGAUCCUCACAAAAUAAACAUCUUCCUUCCACAUGAGAUCAGAUUCUACCAGGGUGUCGCCAAUGUCUUUAGCUCUGCCUAUCACUACAUCCACAGCCGCGAGCACAUCCUGCAUAUAGUGAUCACUGGCAUUGGCUGGCUCUCCAACAUCACAUCUGGCAUCGCCUCCAUCACUACAUUCUUUGUUGAGCCUAGCCCAAACCAGGAUUCAGACUAUGUUUUACGCAAUAUGAUGGUUACAGGGCAGCUGGGUCUGACAGAAAUCCACACGAAUCCCCCUAUCAUCACAAGGAAGUCAUGUGUCUUCAGAGAUUUCCUCUUUAAGUGCUCAGACAGUUCCCAGGUGGUUUUGGCUUCUGUCUGUGGAGAAACCCACAUAGUAAUUCCACUUCGUGAGAGAACAGGGGAGGCCCUGGGAGUCCUCGAUUUUAACAUUGGCCAGAUGAGGAUGCUACUAUAUCAAGAAUAUAAAGAUCUGCAGAAAAUGGUGAAGGUGGUCCAGGCUGCCUGCUAUGAAAUACUGGAUGAAUUAUCUGGCGAGAUAAAGAAAAAAUGUGUCUUAGAGAUUGAAAACGUAGGGGAAGUUCGGCGGGCAGGGAUCCUCUUCUUCCGCACCAUGCUGCAGGAGCUGCAGGAGUGCCUCCAGCUGCUCAGCUCCAUGAGCUUCGUCUCCCUGCUGCUCUAUGACCACAGCACCCAGGUACAGCCGGUGUCUCCCCAAGACAGCAAGGCCCGGGACCUGCGAGCCAACAUAAACCUCGUGCAGGACAUCCUGAGAGGCAUCAUCUUGUUCCUUCACCCAGAGUUGGAAUUUUCCAGCGACCUUCAAAACUGGGAUAAGUGUAAAUUUUAUGUUAACAAAUACCUAGUCAAGAACAUCUGUGCCUUUGAUCCAACUGCUAGCGAUUUGGAAAUUAAUUCAGAAUUCAUUGCUGACUAUUUCAAAGAUCAUUCCAGAACGGAAGUAUGGAAAUUUGGUGAUAUUGUCAUUGAACUACUAUACCACUGGGGACACAUCUGUUUAGCUCUCAUAAACAAAAAGCAAAACAGUGCAAUUAUACCACCGUUGCCCUCCAAGACAGACAACUAUAUUUGCGCAAAAAUGCCAGGUGCAACUUUGCCAGGAAAAUGUUAGUAGAAUUGGUACUGUAUUUAGGAUGUUUGGUCACCUUCAGUUUUGUUUGUUAACAUGAAAUGGUCUUGACAGGAAAGGAGUGCAACAUGGACACCGUCUGUUCAAACACAUUUCCUUCAGUGUGCGCUUCACUUCAAGAGAAAUUUUACCUAAAAAAUCUUCAGUUAAUGUCAUUAUAACUAAGUGCAUCUCGAGUGUAUUACAGAUUAUAAGGAAAAGUUCCUGUUAUUUGGAGCUGAGCAUCUGUUGCAAGACUGUUGUGGUUAGUUGGGUACAUAGUUUUCAUUCUUUAAAGACACAAAGUAAGACUGAGGAUUUACAAAAAAAAAAAAAAAGGUUGCAACUUUUACAGCAAUGGAGUACCAAAUAAUAAAGAUU
Molecule: messenger RNA, 5608 nt
Organism: Ochotona curzoniae (black-lipped pika)
Lineage: Eukaryota; Metazoa; Chordata; Mammalia; Lagomorpha; Ochotonidae
Gene: EFCAB5
Product: EF-hand calcium binding domain 5
Exons: 26
Coding region: 707-5230 (1507 amino acids)
Molecular function (GO): calcium ion binding
Source: RefSeq, a predicted model, not a curated record